This is a messenger RNA of Arabidopsis thaliana (thale cress), 1440 nucleotides long. RefSeq names its product Heavy metal transport/detoxification superfamily protein (gene HIPP21). Bases 863 to 1180 code for a protein of 105 amino acids. Gene Ontology annotation, molecular function: metal ion binding. The record is from RefSeq and is marked reviewed. The transcript has 2 exons. Gene Ontology annotation, cellular component: membrane. Lineage: Eukaryota; Viridiplantae; Streptophyta; Magnoliopsida; Brassicales; Brassicaceae.
CUUCUCCUUCUCUAUUAAGAAAGCCUCUUUCUUCUUCUCUCUCCCUAUAUAUACACUACUCACAAACACUCACAUACAUAUAUAUACACAAACAUACAAUAUACAUAUUAAUUUACACACAUUUGAUCAUAUACACAUAGUUUUUUUGCUGACGAAAAAAGAGAAUGGGUGCAUUUGAUUAUAUCUCUAGCUUUUGUUCAUAUACAUACGCUAAUGCCAAAACCAAGCGUAAGCCAUUGCAGACAGUGGAUAUCAAGGUGAAAAUGGACUGUGAUGGUUGUGAAAGGAGAGUUAGAAACGUGGUUCGUCGCAUGAAAGGUUCUCUUUCCCCAUCUCUCUCUCUGACUUUGAAUCAAAACUUUCUUCAAUCUCUCUUUUUUUCCCUUUUUGUUUCCAUUUUCUUUAUUCUCCAUGCUUUUCUCUUUUAAAGAUUCUUAUUCCUCUCUUAAAAUUGCAAUUUUAUAGCUGGCCAGAAUAUAUAUAAUUACAAUUACUAAUCAUUUGCUCAAUCCUUUGAUUGGAAAAACUGUACCAAACUUUUAGUCCGAAAAUAUUAUGGGUCAAAUGGUCCCGAAUCUACCUUUAUUUACAUAUGUUAAAAGAGUCCCAUGAAGCAUUAUCAGUAAAUAUGAUCCAAUCACAUUUUUCCAUGGAGUUAUUAGUUUCUUUACUUUAUAAUAAUUUUCUAAUAAAAUAAAUUUUGUAGCCUAAAAAAUAUAGUAAAAGAUCAUAAAUAUGGUAGUAAAACAAUUUGGUAAGAAAAAUACUUUUAAUCUUAAACUCCAACAUAGUAUGAUAUUAUAGCAAACUAGAAAACAAUUUUACUGAUAUAGAUAUACAUUUUAAUAUUACAAAAACUUGAAUGUUGAAACCGACCGGUACAGGGGUGAAAUCGGUGGAGGUGAACCGGAAACAGAGCCGGAUAACGGUGAACGGACACGUGGACCCAAACAAGGUGUUGAAGAGAGUGAAGAGCACCGGUAAAAAGGCUGAGUUUUGGCCUUACAUACCUCAACAUAUGGUCUAUUACCCUUUUGCUCCUGGCAUGUACGAUAAACGUGCACCUGCAGGCCACAUCCGUAAUCCCACUCAAUCGUUUCCAACAGCAAACGCUCCCGAGGAAAAUUACGUUUCCCUCUUCAGCGACGACAACGUCCACGCCGCUUGUUCCAUCAUGUGAGCCAACCAACCAAAAGAUUACUCAUAAUCUCCAUUUUGUAAUUUGUAUACUUUUGUUAAAAUCAAAAGGUAAUGUAGGAACUUUGUAAUAAAAUUAUAGAGACAACACCGGAAUCUAUUUGAUGGUUUAUGUUUCGAACAAUACUUUUUGUCCAAGAAGAAGUCAAAUCAAUAACCAUAAGCUAUGUAGAAUCUUAAAAGUGAAAAAUAGGUAUAAUGGACCAAUUAAGCAACCAAUGUUUGUCUAAUUUCUAUAGGACA